Aspergillus ibericus CBS 121593 is the source of this 414-nucleotide messenger RNA. RefSeq lists its product as uncharacterized. The coding region runs from base 1 to 414 and encodes 137 amino acids. The record is from RefSeq and is a predicted model, not a curated record. NCBI's taxonomy places the organism in Eukaryota, Fungi, Ascomycota, Eurotiomycetes, Eurotiales, Aspergillaceae. The transcript is spliced from 2 exons.
AUGCACCUCAAACACCUCCUCCUCUUCACCCCUCUCUACCUCCCCUUCACCCUAGCAACAACAACAACCCCCAACACCAUCGCCCCCCGCGCCCCCCAAUCCACCAGCGGAAGCCUCCUCGACGACCUCCCCACCAUCGUCGACGGGAUCAAAGAGCUCCUCAGCACCGACACCGUCAACAAACUCGAAACGAUCGUCAACGGCGGCGCGACGCUUCUGGGCGGCGACACGCCGAAGAAUCUGCAAAAGUUGUUGUCCGGUGAUAAUAUCGACAAGUUGCAGAGUAUUAUUGAUAAUGCGAAUACGUUGCUCUCGGGCACGUUUGUGAAUCAAACGGGGGAGUUGAUUGGGGAGGCGGCGCCGCUGGUUUCGGAUUUUUCGGCGAUUUUGACGGCGGUGUUGAAGACGGCAUGA